Molecule: messenger RNA, 1841 nt
Organism: Glycine soja
Lineage: Eukaryota; Viridiplantae; Streptophyta; Magnoliopsida; Fabales; Fabaceae
Product: 4-hydroxybenzoate polyprenyltransferase, mitochondrial
Exons: 9
Coding region: 218-1387 (389 amino acids)
Biological process (GO): ubiquinone biosynthetic process
Cellular component (GO): mitochondrial inner membrane
Molecular function (GO): prenyltransferase activity
Source: RefSeq, a predicted model, not a curated record
UAAAAUAGUUUGAAACGAGAAUAAAAAGAAAAAACCUGAAUAGUAAAACUCCCACUUUUAACUGCCUUUCUCCGCCGUCGCAUCGUUGCUGUCAUACACCGCUGCCCCCGCCCAUGUUGCACCUCCUUCCUCCAUUUUUCAGUUUUUCUCCACUGUGCAUCAGAAUCCACUUUUCAUGUAUUCUAGAGCGUUCAAUUUGAAGAGUUGCAUUUGAGAAAUGGCAUCGGCUUUGAUCUCGCGUUCUUCGCGUAGGUUUCUCAAACCUUGUUCUUCUUCGGUAUCUCUUUACCCUGCCAUCUUCAAUCCUGUGAUUUCUUCUCAACAAUCGGCAAGCCAAAACCCCUCUCAAAAUCCCCCAUUCAAGCUACCCCAGCUCCAAAGUUUCAAUUUUGAGUUCCGUAAAACUACUGGGUCUCUCUCAAGUUUCCACCUUGUUGCGCACGUGUCCACGUGGCCUUCCAAGGAGAACAAGAACCACCAAAGUGGUGGUAAUGUGAGUAGUAGUUGGGUUGAAUUGUACUUGCCUAGGAAGGUUCAGCCCUAUGCUCGCCUUGCUCGCCUUGAUAAGCCAAUUGGGACAUGGUUGCUUCUAUGGCCUUGUAUGUGGUCAAUUACCCUGGCUGCUACCCCAGGUCACCUUCCUGAUUUUAAAAUGUUGGCUCUGUUUGGAUGUGGGGCUUUGCUUUUAAGAGGUGCCGGAUGUACUAUUAAUGAUCUCCUUGAUCGGGAUAUUGAUACAAUGGUAGAACGGACAAAGUUGAGACCUGUGGCAAGUGGUCUUUUGACACCAUUUCAAGGACUUUGUUUUCUUGGUUUUCAAUUACUUUUGGGUCUUGGGAUUCUUCUACAACUGAAUAAUUAUAGCCGUGUUUUGGGUGCCUCAUCCUUGUUGCUUGUCUUCUCCUAUCCCCUCAUGAAGAGGUUUACAUUUUGGCCUCAAGCCUUUCUUGGGUUGACCUUUAACUGGGGGGCUUUGUUAGGAUGGGCAGCAAUUAAAGGAAGUCUGGAUCCAUCUAUUGUGCUGCCACUCUAUGCCUCUGGAGUAUUUUGGACUCUUGUGUAUGAUACUAUCUACGCACAUCAGGACAAAGAAGAUGACCUGAAAGUGGGAGUUAAAUCAACAGCUUUGCGCUUUGGUGAUUCAACAAAGGAGUGGAUUACGGGGUUUGGGAUUGCAUGCCUUGGUGGUCUUGCUGUUAGUGGAUUUAAUGCUGAAAUAGGCUGGCCAUAUUAUGCAUCUCUGGCAGUUGCAUCUGGACACUUGGGCUGGCAAAUAUGGACAGUUGACCUUUCUUCACGCGCUGACUGCAAUAGGAAAUUUGUUUCAAAUAAGUGGUUUGGAGCUAUCAUAUUUGGUGGAAUUCUGGCUGGAAGACUUUCAUCCUAGCGAUCAAUUCAUUAUCCAUUAGUUUAAGUUUCAUUGAUGAUUAGGCCCCUCAGGAUAUCAUCCAGCGUAUUAAAUCUAUUCCCCCUCCUUCCUUGGAUGAUGAGGAAGAUGAGUCUGGCCUGGAAAUCGUUUGGGUGAGUUUUCAGUCUGUAGUGCUUAUAAUCUGAUCGCCAAUGGAUUGGAUAGCCAAAGUGAUACUGCGUGGAACAAAGUUUGGAAGCUCAAAGUUCCUCAGACUUCGGACUUUCAUUUGGUUGAUGAAACAUGGUAGAUUAUCCACUGCUCAAAGGAUUGCCAAGUGGAGUAGUUCAGCACCCACUUGCUAUGAUUGUUCUUCCAUUAAUGAGUCAAUCCUUUAUGUUUUUCCCUCCAUUGCAUAUUGAUUAUGUGAGUGAGUGAGAAAUUAUAUAAAUAUAAAAUUAUUCAUAUCAUUAUUAUGAUUUUUUUUCCUUCA